AUGGCCAGCAGAAGAGGGAGAAAAUCUAGGACUCUCAACACCCGCAAAGGUGACAAAGAAGUGUAUGAAUUUGAAGACGAGCAAAAUCAGAAACUGGACCCUGAAUUCGUAAAGCUGCACUUUGCCCAAGGAGAGGCAUAUCCUCUGGUUAAAUCCUUAGCUCCUACGCGCGUAUCCAGAACCCUUUACUUGGUUGAGCCGCCUGAAACCAACACCGGUUUCGAUCUUGGGUACUGCGAUUGUUAUGGGUAUCUAAAAUGGGAUUGUGACCGGCAUCUCAAUAUGAAGCUUGACACUAAGUUAAAAAUCCCAUUGCACAAUGCAAAAUUGGUGAUCAACAGUGAAGGCACUGAUGCCAAUAUGAAUAAUCUUCGUUGUAAAAGUGGUGUUAAGCGAAAACGGUGCAUUAAAUUGAUUCCUAAAGAUCGCAAGCUCAAUGUAGUGAACUCUUGCAAUGGGUUGCUUUGUUUGUCUGAACCAUUGCAGAAUUAUCCUGUUGUUGUGUGUAAUCCAAUCACGGACGAGUUUAUAAUUCCUACACAGACUGCUAAGCAUCCGAGUGCCAAAAAGUUUAGUGAUUGUGGUUUGGGCUUUAGUCCAAAGACUAAGGUGAUUAGGAUGUUUGAUCAACAGGAAUGUCAAUUGACUCGCGAACCCAUUUCAGGCAGGGGAAUAUACAGUAGUAGGAUUGCUGAGAUACAUACACUUGAUUAUAUAAUUUCUUUCGACUUUGAUAAUGACGAAUUCAAAUCAUUUCCACCACCUCCUCAUGAAAGAAGCAACGUUUGCCAUUCCGAGAAGCCAAAUAUGUCCAUUGGAGCAUUAAGAGGCCAGCUUUGCGUAUGUGAUUCCUCUUAUUUUGAAUAUAUUGAGCUGUGGGUCAUGGAGAAAUACGGUGUUCAAGGAUCUUGGACAAAACAGUUUAGUAUUAGUACAAUGACUGAUCAUUGGAGGUGGCUUCGUGGUUUAUAUGAACCAAUGAGUUACUUGAGGAAUGGAGCCAUCUUGUUUUUUCAUCGUAUGAGCAAUGCUGUGUAUUAUUAUGACCCCAAAAAAUGGGAAUUGAUAUUUCUAAAGCUUUCUGGGAUUAAAUCAAGAUUUGAGGCAAUUGCUCACAUUCCAAGCUUCAUUUCACUCAAGGACAUAGUGAUGGGAGAUAAUCUAGCUGUGUUGAAUAUCAAAUCAAGGUAA
This is a messenger RNA of Camellia sinensis, 1191 nucleotides long. Lineage: Eukaryota; Viridiplantae; Streptophyta; Magnoliopsida; Ericales; Theaceae. The record is from RefSeq and is a predicted model, not a curated record.